Centropristis striata (black sea bass) is the source of this 7045-nucleotide messenger RNA. It is a transcript of the gene frem1a, whose product is annotated as Fras1 related extracellular matrix 1a. The transcript is spliced from 36 exons. Lineage: Eukaryota; Metazoa; Chordata; Actinopteri; Perciformes; Serranidae. Gene Ontology annotation, biological process: cell communication. Bases 1 to 6531 code for a protein of 2176 amino acids. Gene Ontology annotation, cellular component: membrane. The record is from RefSeq and is a predicted model, not a curated record.
AUGGGUUCACAGGGUCAAAGAGAGGCCUGGACCUUGCUCCCAGUUUUUCUACUGGGAAUGAUCUGCUCGUCACACAGUUCCCUUGUGAAAGUCAAUAAGGGUUUAAAAGUGAAGCGAGGUCAAUCAGCCUACCUCCAGGAUGGCGACCUGCAGUUCCAUAUCUCCCGUCAAAAGGAUGCGUGCAAGGUGGAGGUGGUACUUAAAGAGCCCAUAACUCAACAAGUGGGAAAACUUAUGCCUCAGGUAUUUGAUUGCAACUAUCUAGCUGAAGAGGUAAAGUACAUCCAUAAUGGCUGCCCAUUGUUGGAGGAGGACACCAUCAAGCUUCGACUUUACAGGUUCACUGAGACAGAGACAUAUAUGGAGGAGUUUUCACUCCAUGUGGACAUUAUGGAACCAGACUGUGGCAUCAUAAAGCUGGGGCCCAAAUCCCUUGAAGUUCCUGAAUUCUACGGCGUCUCCAAUGCUGUGGAUGGCAAUGUGGUGUCCUUCCACUAUAAGCAGAGGUCUAGCCUGCAGUGUAGCAUCUAUUUGAGUAGCCAUGACACCCACCUGCCAGCCCACGGCCAGCUAGUCACCGGAGAACCAGAGAAAGCUACAACAAGAGGGGAUGAGCCAGAGAGCUUCAUCCACCUGCGCCAUCAGCUAGAUAAUCAAGCCAGAGCAAGGUGUAAAUCUGAUGACUGCCUGAAGGGUCUGAAGCGAGUGAAAAUCAAUCAAAUUCCCUGUGAUGACUUCCUGGUGAUGGGGCUGAGGUACCAGCACAUAGACCCUCCAUCUCCAGACGUAGACUACAUCGCAAUCAGACUGGAUCUCAGGGACAUGAGGAGUGGCACUAUUUAUCAGUCUGAACAAGCCUGGAUUCCUGUGCAGAUAGUCAGUGCAAUGCCCAACCAGCCUCCCAAACCAUCCUUCAUGUCCAUGUUUAUCCUGGAAGUGGACCAGUUCAUCCUCACUCCGCUCUCCACUGCUACACUAGACGCUGAAGACGAGGAAACUCCCAAGCACCUUUUGGUUUUCAACAUCACCAAACCGCCUGUGGACGGCUUCAUCACCCACCUAUCUGAUCACACUCGCCCAAUCUCCUCCUUCACAUGGGUCGAUCUCAAUGACAUGCUCAUUGGUUAUCAACCUCCCAACUCCUCUCAUACUCAACGUAGGAAUUACGAGGUUGAAUUUGAGGUUCAUGAUUUCUUCUUCAAGAAGAGCCCAUCAAUGACAGUUCACAUUUCUGUUAGGAAUGCAGACACAAAUGCACCCAGAGUGUCUUGGAACAUGGGUCUCAGUUUGUUAGAGGGUCAGUCUCGGCCAAUAACGUGGGAGCAGCUCCAAAUUGUGGACAAUGACAACCUGAAUGCUGUUCGUCUGGUCUCUGUGGAUGGCCUGCAGCAUGGACGGCUCACUGUGAGAGGGGCAAAGGGUUUCAUGUUUACUGUCAGGGACAUCAAAGCAGGCGUGGUUCGCUAUCACCAUGACGACAGCGACUCCACCAAAGACUUCAUCAUCUUCCGCAUCACGGAUGGCCACCAUCAGACCAGACACAAGUUCCCCAUCAAGAUCCUGCCGAAGGAUGACAGCCCUCCGUUCCUCAUCACCAACAUUCUUCUGGAGGUGUCUGAGGGCCAGAUGGCUUUACUGGGAGCUUCCAUCCAGGCUUCAGACAUGGACUCUAGCAAUGACUACAUCCUCUUUAACAUCACCCGGCCCCCACAGGCAGGAACGGUCAUGAAAAUACCAACUACAGGGCUCACUGAUUAUCCUGUUAGCCACUUUCUGCAGAGAGACCUGUCUCAGUCCAUGGUAUAUUAUAGACACCUAGGAAACGAGAUGUAUGAUGACUCCUUUGAGGUGGUGCUUUCAGAUUUCCAUGACCCCCCCAAUCUGUCGGAGCCUCAAGUGGUGAUGGUGCACAUAGAGCCUGUUCCAGACAAACCACCUAAAGAGGUUCCUGGUUCCAGUCGGUGUCUUGUGAUCAAAGAAACAGAUGUGGUCCAUUUAACACGGCAACAGCUUCACUUUGUAGACCAGGUGUCCCCAGACAGUGAGCUUACAUAUACUGUUACCACUCCACCUUUCUUCACUGGUCCUCACAGCAGUCCAGAUGCUGGGAGGUUGUUUUUAGUUGACAGCAUACCCAAAUUUGCCAAAGAUUUCAACACACCAGUGCUGAGACUCUUCACACAGCAUGCAGUGAAUUUCAUGAAAGUAGCCUAUAUGCCUCCAAUCAUGGACAUUGGGCCUUACCCCCAGAAUAUUCAGUUUGUUCUUUCUGUAACCAACCACCUGGGCAAAACGGUCACUGGGAUCUGUUUCAACAUCACUGUUUUGCCAGUGGACAACCAGCCACCACAGGUUAUAACCAGUCCUCUGACUGUAGAUGAAGGAGGGGAGUGCUGGCUCAGUCUUGAACACUUGACGCUGUCAGACGUGGACUCAAUGGAAGACGCCCUGCAGGUGGUGCUGCGGAGGGAACCACAACAUGGUGCUUUGCAGCGAGGCAGCCUCCUUCUUAAACCAGGCCACACCUUCACAAUGCAAGACCUGAAAAGCCUUAAAGUUAGGUACAAUCACGACAGCUCAGAAACUGUAGAGGACAACAUUGAGUUCACUGCAACAGAUGGCAUCAAUUCAGUUAGUUUUAUUCUGCAAGUAAAGGUGAUGCCCAUCAAUGACGAGGUCCCAGUGUUGGUUGGUGGUUUAAAACCAGUUCUCAGCUGUGCAGAAGGACAAGAACAAGUCAUCACAGCUGAGUAUAUCUACGCUACGGAUGCAGACAGUGACAACAGCAGUCUGACAUUCCUGAUUGCUCGGCAGCCCUAUCAUGGUGUGGUUCUCCGAAGCUCCAUUAUAGUUGAUCGCUUUAUCCAGGCAGAUAUCACUGCAGGGAUCAUUACCUACAAACACACAGGAUUGGAGAUUGGACUCACUCCUCGCCAUGACACCAUCACUUUUGUUAUCUCUGAUGGAGAAACAGAAAACUCUCCUCUAUGCUGUGGUAGAGAAGACCCCUCCAGGACUCAGUCACGACAUCUGCCUGUGUAUGACCUCCAGAUCACAGUGUUUCCAGUCGACAGCCAACCACCUUCUUUAGAAACAGGAGACAUCUAUAUGGUAGAUGAAGGUGGGUCUGCCACAAUAACUGCUUCUCAUUUGAAGGCCUCUGACGUGGACACUGCUCUGGACAAACUGAUGGUCAGUCUAAUUUCUCCGCCCAAGUUUGGCUACAUUGAAAAUGUCCUGCCCAGUCCUGGCUUCGAGAAAAGCAACACAGGCAUCAGCAUAGCUUCCUUUUCAUACAAAGACAUCAUUGACGGUCAUGUGAACUACGUACAGUCCAGACACGAGAGGAUGGAGCCCACAGCUGACCAGUUAAUGCUCUGUGUAUCAGACGGAAAACACAGCUCGGCGCAUGUCGCGUUCUACAUUAUAAUUAACCCAACAAAUGACGAGAUCCCACUGUUUGAAGCUCGGAACAUCACUGUACAAGAAGGAGACAUGAAGCCGUUGGACUUAUCAGUUCUACACGCAACAGAUCUGGAUGUCCCCAAGAACAUUCUGCUCUUCAGUGUGGUCAGAGCCCCACAGCAUGGCAGCAUCAGCACCCUAAGCAAAGAAAAUCCAGUGAACAGGAGACGAGAGGCCAGUCCUCAACACCCUGUGGUCGACUUUACAAUGACUAAUCUUUUAAAUGGUAUGGACCUGAUGUACAUGCACGAUGACUCAGAAAAUAUGGAAGACAGUUUUACUAUCCAGUUGACUGAUGGCAGGCACCAACUUCAACGACAAGUGAUGGUUAAAGUGCUGUCCGUCAAUGACGAGGAGCCUCAUGUCAUCAGGAACAAUGGACUGGUGGUAGAGCCAGGAGAGGCCAGGCUUAUUUCCAGUGUUACACUAUUUGCACAAGACAAUGAUACUCCUGCUUCAGAGGUCAUAUACAUAUUUGAGAGUGUUCCCAUGCUGGGACUACUUCAGCUUAAGGAAGGUCAGGACUGGGUGACACUGACAGCAGGGAGAAACUGCACCCAGGAGAUGGUGGACCUGAACCUUCUACGCUACGUCCACAUAAGGAUUCAGAGUGCUGAAACACAGGACUUCUUUGUAUUCCACUUGUUAGAUGGAAAGAAUCAAUCCCCCCCAAAUCACUUCCACAUCUCUGUGAAAGCUUUAGAAAAAGGAAAUAUUGCUUUACUUGUAAAGCCAGUGAACGUCAGCCUUGGAGAUCAUGUGGUUCUCACCACAGAUGUACUGUUAGCCACAGAUGGUACAGACAAGCCGGAGGAGCUUCUGUAUAUUGUCACCAACCCUCCUGCUCACGGACAGAUAGAAUACAUCAAACAUCCUGGACUCGCCAUCUCCACCUUCAGCCAGAUGGACAUAGCAGCCAACCUUGUGGCUUAUGUGCAUGACAACAAAGCCACCACACCCACAGAAACCUUUCAGUUUGUUGUAAGUAAUGGUAAAACCAGCCGAAACGGAAGCUUUGAGAUUGCGGUGGAAAUGGUGGAUCGCAUCCUGCCGUCUCUGUUCUACAAAAAAGGAUUCUCAGUUCCACAAGGCUCCUCCAUGUUCUUGAGUCCUGAGUGCCUGGUCAUGUCUGAUCCCGACACUCCACCCAGCUCCCUGACUUUUGUCCUCGUCCAGCCUCCACAGUAUGGCAGGCUGCUUUUACGUGGCAUCACACUAACUGCUGGUUCAAACUUCACCCAGAGAGACAUACAGGAGCUGGAGGUAGCAUAUAAACACGACGGGGGGCCAUCGCAGAUCGAUCGAUUUGCCUUUACUGCCUCUGACAGCACCAAACGGGGUUUCUUGCUAGAUGGGCAGUUACAUAUGGAACCUGUGUUCUUUACUAUUCAGAUCAAGCCUUUGGAUAAGUUGUGUCCUAAGGUUGUGAAGCUGCUUCCUCUAACAAAAGCAGAGCUUUUAGGUGAUGGACGGUACGGGAUCUUUGUGUCGUCUCACAAACUGAAGGCCCAAGACAGCGAUAGCAGGGAAGAAGAGCUGAUAUUCUGCAUUGUUCGCCAGCCCUACUUUGGUUACCUUGAAAACAUCACUACAGGUGGUUUUAUACCACAGCGAUUUUCUCAGAUGGAGCUGAACAAGAGAACUAUUGCCUACAUUAUCAACCCAGAAAGAGAGUCUCUCUCCGACAGCCUGGAGUUCACAGUGACCGAUCCUUUAGGAAACUCUAGUCCCUCUCACAUACUUGAAUUUAGCUGGUCUACUGUGGAGCUGUCAAAGUCUGAGUACUCUGUGCAUGAGGAGCAGGGGACUGUCUCAUUGGACAUAAUUCGAAAAGGAAACGUGGCAGAGUCUUCAUAUGUCACUGUCAAGGUAAAGGAGCUAACUGCAACAGCUGGAAAAGAUUUCCUCAUAAGCCCUUCUUCCCUCAUUCAGUUUGAUCCAGGAGUGUCAAAGACAAGCUGGCAAACUGAGAUCAUUCAGGACAACCUUGAGGAGCCUGACGAGAUGUUUGAAGUGCUGCUAGUCUCCCCUGAAGGCACAGUGAUCGGCAGUUUUAACAAGACUCGAGUCACAAUCAGGGACUCAGGAAGAGGACAGCACAGACUGAACCAGAAUCACGAGGAGGCCAUUCUUGGAGGAAAGGAGGUUCCAUCAGACACGUACCCCCAGCAUGGAUCCAUUCAAUUACAGAAACUGUCCUUCAGCACAGAUCCAGCAAUCUGGGCCCGGGGCGACAGCAUCCCCAGGCCUAAAAUCGAUCCCCCCAAAAAAAACCUCAAAGUCAUGGACAACUCAAAGUCUGUUGCACCUUCAUCAGUUAUCUACAAUGGGACUGACAUUGUUUACACGUAUCAUGGCAUCAUGAAAAUGCAAGUCGAGGAUGCCACCUCCCCAUCAAGGAGCGGCAGAAAGGCAAACAUCCGUGUGGUUAGCAGGGGAGCACAGCAGCAGGUGUCUGCUGUCCCAAAGUCAAACACAGAUCCUCAAAGAAAUAUCUUAACUCCAAAAGCAGCCCGCUCUAAAGGACAUGCUACAGCUGAUAACUCCACACCCAAGCCUUGUGUGCCAGAACUCAUGGGACUUCUGCAUUUCAACCAUACCACCAAUCAGCUCUUUCACUGCAAUGGAGUCUCCUGGAAAACCUGGGCACCAUCUGAUCAGAUGGUGAGUGCUCAGAUGUGUCCUCAGGGCUGGACCUUCCAUGGUGGCGUCUGUUACACCCUCAGCACUGAGCACAAGGUCACAUGGAGCACAGCUAACAGGGCCUGCAGGGAGAGAUAUAAAGGCACUCUAGCGAGCGUUCUCUCUAAAGUCGACAUGGACUGGCUUUGGGACUUCAGCGGAAGAAAACCAUUUUGGAUAGGCCUGAAUGACAGGGACGGCCGUGGACGGUGGGAGUGGACGGGUGGUGAGCCGGUCAGCUACACUAACUGGAGAAAGACAACUCCUCUGUCCAAAAAGAAAGGAAACAAAAAGUGCGUCCUGGUGUGGAGAAGGGCAAAGUGGCAAAUCAGAGACUGCAAGACGAGUCGAGGUCAUCGAUUUGUGUGUUCAAAAAGAAUUUGAAUUCAACAGCAUCACAGCCAUGAGCCAUGUUUCUGAAGGGGGAAGAAAUGAUCCUCGGGACGUUUAAACUGCAACACAAGACAACUUUCUGAUAAGGAUCAGAGAGAACUUUGCUUGAACUGCUCAUAUAAUUUAUAAUUACUGACAAAUGCUAACCUAAGUGAGAUUGUUUACACUGCAUUUAUUACAAUUCACCACCUAAAAUGUUGUUUUAUAUGUGAAGCCACAAUGUAUUUAGUCUGUUUUCCUUAUUUUAGACAGAACCAAAGGCUGGAUAAUCAUCAGAAGGCCCUAAAGCCUCAGUUUUUCUUCAGUCUGUGUUUUAACAUACACUACUGGUCAAAAGUUUUAGAACACCCCAAUUUUUCCAUUUUUUAUUGAAAUUCAAGCAGUUCAAGUCAAAUGAACAGCUUGAAAGGGUACAAAGGUAAGUGGUGAACUGCCAGAGGUAAAUAAAAAAAGGUAAGCUUAACCAAAACUGAAAAAUAAUGUACAUUUCAGAAUUAUACAAGUA